ACCAGUCCCAAAAACCCCAACCAUGCUGCGGCCACGCGCUCCGGCUUCCGCCGCCCACUUCGUCGCCGCCAAGCUCGCCGCCCAAGGAAUCAGCGCCCAUCAGGUCGAUCCCCGACUACCUCAGCCGCCUCCAGCUCCUCCACCCCGACGGCGAUUCCUCCGCCGACUUCGUCGCCGCCAAGCUCGCUGCCCAAGGAAUCAGCACCCAUCAGGUCGACCCCGACUACCUCAGCCGCCUCCAGCACCUCCACUCCGGCGGCGAUUCCUCCGCCCUCGAGCACCCUGCCCGCGGCCGUCCCGGCACCCCUCCCCACGCCAUCAAGUGCGAGCAGCCCGAGGAUGGGGAAGCCCGAAGCGCCCCCCUCCCUCCACAGCCCCAGAAGGAGGCGACCGCCUGGUGGAGGAGAGGAAACCCCCCGCCGAGAUCCCUUGGUACGAAACAGGGGAAAUGGAUGAGAGCUACCGUCAACUAUUGCGGCACACGCACAAGGACGGUGACACUCUAGUGCUCGAGAUACAGGGCGAGGUUGUGCGCUACGGGCAGGAAGCUGAUGCAGAGAAGAAGGAUGGGGAGGAAGCGGCUGCCCGUGCUGCUCCGGGGCAGAACGGUGGCGGCGUUAGGAAGGGGAAGGGGAAGAGGAAGGUGGGCAGGCCUGCGCUGAAGGCUCGUGUGCUUGAUUCCCCUCCGCAUUGGCAAAAGGGUCGGAAGGAGAAGAAAGGAGGGGAACAUGGUGGCAAGAAGAUCAAGCUGAAGGAGGAAAAGAAGAUCAAGGUGGAGGAGUUAAAAAUCGUGCUAAGAAGAUCAAGUAUCGUGUGCGCGAUUCCCCUGCGCAUCGGCAGAAGAGUAAGGGAGAGAAGGACGGAGGAGAAAAUGGUGCUGAGAAGAUCAAGGAGGAGGAGGAUGAGGAGGACGAGAAGGUGCCAGUGAUUAGCACGGGUACGCCUCCGCUGAAGGCUCGUGUUCGCGAUUCCCCUGCGCAUUGGCAACAGGGUCGGAAGGAGAAGAAAGGAGUGAAAAAUGGUGCUAAGAAGAUCAAGUUGGAGGAUGAUGAAGAGAAGCCGACGGGGGAGCUGCCUGUGGAAACACUGAAUACUGUGAACAGAGAAAGGAAUUCAAGAUAUGAUGCCGAGCCUCACAUUGAUUCGGGAUUAGAUGGUUUUGUAUGGCCUACACAUAUCAUGGAGAGGCCAGAUUCAGAAUUCAAGGAAAGGUUGAUGUGUGUUCUCCGCAAACCAUUUAGCCAGGGAGAAUACGAUAUGCUGCUUGGUAAUGCUACAAUUCGCCUUCC
Molecule: messenger RNA, 1289 nt
Organism: Triticum dicoccoides
Lineage: Eukaryota; Viridiplantae; Streptophyta; Magnoliopsida; Poales; Poaceae
Product: serine/arginine repetitive matrix protein 1-like
Exons: 5
Coding region: 23-928 (301 amino acids)
Source: RefSeq, a predicted model, not a curated record